GAAAAUGCUUGUGAAAAGACUUCGUUUAUGUUUCUGAGACAAGAGUUACCUGUGAGAUUGGCAAAUAUAAUGAAGGAAAUAAGCCUGCUUCCAGAUAACCUCUUAAGAACACCUUCUGUUCAGCUAGUGCAGAGCUGGUAUGUCCAAAGUCUUCAGGAGAUCCUUGACUUUAAGGACAAAAGUUUAGAAGAUUCAGGGACUAUUCAUAGUUUUACAGAUACUGUGAUAAAAAUCCGGAAUCGACACAAUGAUGUAAUUCCUACGAUGGCUCAAGGAGUAAUAGAGUACAAGGAGAGCUUUGGCAUUGAUCCAGUGACCUCACAGAAUGUGCAGUAUUUUUUAGACCGUUUCUACAUGAGUCGAAUUUCAAUUAGAAUGCUCCUUAAUCAGCACUCUUUACUCUUUGGUGGGAAAAAUAAUCCAGCUCAUCCAAAACACAUCGGAAGCAUUGAUCCUAGCUGCAAUGUUGUUGAAGUUGUUAGAGAUGGCUAUGAAAGUGCUAAGAGCCUUUGUGAUUUAUACUACAUGAGCUCUCCAGAACUCAUCCUUGAAGAGUUGAAUAGUAAGUAA
Merops nubicus (carmine bee-eater) is the source of this 570-nucleotide messenger RNA. RefSeq names its product [Pyruvate dehydrogenase (acetyl-transferring)] kinase isozyme 1, mitochondrial-like. The coding region runs from base 28 to 570 and encodes 180 amino acids. Gene Ontology annotation, cellular component: mitochondrion. Gene Ontology annotation, biological process: protein phosphorylation; regulation of glucose metabolic process. Gene Ontology annotation, molecular function: pyruvate dehydrogenase (acetyl-transferring) kinase activity. Lineage: Eukaryota; Metazoa; Chordata; Aves; Coraciiformes; Meropidae. The transcript has 5 exons. The record is from RefSeq and is a predicted model, not a curated record.